This is a messenger RNA of Vespula pensylvanica (western yellowjacket), 619 nucleotides long. Its product is annotated as magnesium-dependent phosphatase 1-like. NCBI's taxonomy places the organism in Eukaryota, Metazoa, Arthropoda, Insecta, Hymenoptera, Vespidae. The coding region runs from base 47 to 532 and encodes 161 amino acids. The record is from RefSeq and is a predicted model, not a curated record. The transcript has 4 exons. Gene Ontology annotation, molecular function: acid phosphatase activity.
UGAUUACAUAAAAUAUACCGAGUUUAUUAACUACAUUGAAAUAAAUAUGUCGGAAAAGAAACCAAAAAUAAUUGUUUUUGACUUAGAUUAUACAUUAUGGCCUUUUUGGGUUGAUACACAUGUAACACCUCCAUUUAUAAAACGGAAAAAAGAUGAAAUAGUGGAUGCACAUGGUCAGAUUAUACGUCAUUACAAAGAUGUACCUGAUAUACUAAACAAAUUAUCAGAGGAAGGAUAUGAACUUGGUGUAGCAUCACGUACUUCAGAAAUCAAAGGUGCUAAACAAUUGUUAAACUUACUAGAUUGGGAGAAAUAUUUUAAAUAUAAAGAGAUAUAUCCAGGUUCCAAAACAACUCAUUUUUCACAGAUUAAAAAAUUAUCUAAUGUUGAAUAUAAAGAUAUGAUGUUUUUUGAUGAUGAACAAAGAAACAUAUCUGAUUUAAAUAAAGUAGGAGUGUUGUCUAUAUUAGUUAAAAAUGGUAUGACACAUGAAGUUAUAGAUCAUGGAUUAAAAAAAUUUUCCAAAUUAUAAUUACUGUAUAUUUUGAAACAUCAUAUUGUAAAUAAUACUGUAUAUACAUAUUUUAAGCAGCAAUUUAUAUAUUACGUAUAACUUCAU